AUUACCCAUUUUCAACAAAGUUAAGAAUAAGUCAUGGAGAGCGCAGAUAAGAGUAGAUCACCCCCUAAACUCACCAACUGGUGGCAAAUCACCCCCUCAACCUCAACUGGUGGCAAAUCAACCCCUCAACUCACCUGCAGUGGCAAAUCAGCCCCUCUCUUAACCCUUCUGUUAACACUUAACGAUGUCUAUGAAUCACAAGGAGGAAACGACUUGCCCUCAGCGGGUGACUUUCGGUCGGAUGUCAAAGACGCUACCAUUGAAAUAAUCCAGUAUUUGUAUCUCCACGAUUCCCUGUUCACCGUCAAUAUCUACCCUUUCCUCAGUCUCCAUGGAAACAAUCAUUUCCCUAUUGAGUUUGCUUUCUUUGAUGGUGAAAGCACACGGGUUAAGGACGGUAACCGGAUUUACACGAACGUGUUCGACGCGAACCUGGAUACUCUGGUUUCAGCCCUGGACAAAAACGGAUUCUCCAAUAUGACGAUUAUCAUCGGAGAAGUUGGUUGGCAAACAGAUGGAGACAAAAACGCGAACACCCAAAAUGCAAGGAGAUUCAACCAGGGUUUGCUCGAAUAUGCUAUGAGCGGGAACGGAACCCCAGCUCGAGGUGGCCCAAUUAAUGUCUACCUCUUUAGCCUAAUCGACAAGAACGCCAAGGACAUUAAUGUCGGAACCUUCGAGAGGUAUUGGCGAAUCUUCGAGUUCAACAGAAAACCCAAAUACGAACUGGAUUUAACGGGAAAGAACGGAAACAAAGGUCUAGCUGCAGUGGAGGGGGUGAGGUAUCUGAGCAAGAGAUGGUGCGUUUUCAACCCAGAUGCGACUGACCUCGAGGAUUUACCAGAUAGCAUCAGUUAUGCCUGCGCUCACUCCGAUUGCACUGUGUUGGGCUACGGCUCCUCCUGCAAUCACCUGAACCCGGAGGGAAAUGCCUCGUAUGCCUUCAACAUGUACUAUCAAGUGAAUAACCAGAACGAUGGGAACUGUGAUUUCUCGAGGUUGGCGAUUGUGACGGAUGAGGACCCAUCGGACAAGCUGUGCCUCCACCUCAGCAAAAAGAAGGCCACGUCAAACAUAGAGGAAGGGCUGAUGAGCGGACCGUUAAGUGUUAACGGAAGGGUUAAGAGAGGGGCUGAUUUGCCACUGCAGAUGAGAGAAUUGUCUUCCCUACUGUUUAAUCUAAAUUUCAAAGAAGAGAAAAAGAAGAAGAAGAAGAACCCAUCAGAGCCCAACGGUCGUCUGCUAAAAUCACCCAACAAGCCCGCCACAUGGGAGGGAAAGAAAAUGGGGCGCUCAUUGGGAGCUUACUCCCCUCCCCUUAUCUGCAAAGCCACCGCCGCUUCCCACGGCCACGUCCACGACGUCGCUUACAUCCGCCGCGCCGUCGAUAUAGCCGAAAAAUCUGCGGGCUUCACGUCUCCACAUCCGAACUUCGGAUGCGUAAUCGCCACGCCAAGCCGAGAUGUCGCCGGUGAGGGGUACCUGUACGCCCAGGGCACGAAGCCAGCUGAGAUCCAAGCGGUGGAGCCCGGAGGCGAGCGUUGUAGAGGCGCCACUACCUACCUCAAUAUGGAACCCGGUGACUGCCAUGGCGAUCACACUGCCGUCUCUGCUCUUGUUCAGGCAUCAAAAGAGUUGUUGUUGGAAUCAGGCAUCCUUUGCAGCAUCUUAAAGGCAAUUCUAUACGUGCCUUGAGGAGUCCAGGUUUGCAUGUUGAGGUUCUGGGGGAGGAUAUAUAAAGUAAGAUUGUGGAGAUAUAAAUCUAACUGCUUUUCGGGCAUGCCGCAUGGGAAAAAUUGCUGCCAGUAGUGGAUAUGCAGCAUGGAUAAGCAGCAAAUUGUAUAGGAAUAGGGUCUCUUUGAACUACGGGGCAGAAGCAACGCAAGUAUAGUGGGAAAUACUGUAUGCAGGGACAAUCCACGAUUAACUGCAAGGCGUGGAGGAUAUAGUGAUUACGGGUUCUCCUGCAUGGCCUUCAGAAGUUUGGCAAAGAAAGAGGAUAUUCAACUCAGCUACCAACUCAUCUCAGCAAACAACUACUAGAUAUUUACUCAUGUAAUAAAACUGAGUCUACAAAUCGUAGGUAUGCAAUGCCCACAACAAGUGAGUGUCUUAAGAAGAGAUUUUGAAUUCAAAUUUUAAGGUG
Molecule: messenger RNA, 2146 nt
Organism: Rubroshorea leprosula
Lineage: Eukaryota; Viridiplantae; Streptophyta; Magnoliopsida; Malvales; Dipterocarpaceae
Source: the annotation of a GenBank genome assembly